GAUGAAAGAUGAGGAGAAUGAAGGAGGAUGUUUUAGGCGGUAAUGAUGAGCAGCUCGUCUCCACAUCACUGGGGUUAGAGAGAAGAUGCUGGAUGCUGGAUUAUAGACCCGGUGGACUGGUGUAGCUUCUCCACUCGGGGUCGUCAGGCGUCCGUUUCAUGCAUUCACUCAGAUCUCCAGACACACAGACAGGACAUUGCGAUAGGAAGUCCUUCGUGGACACUUAAAGCUCCGGAGCUGGAGGAAAAUGUGUGGCGUUGGACUCGCCACCAGCACGCUUCUUUACAAUGAUGGGACCGCGCACUCAGCCACAGCCAGAGGUGAGUAUGACUCCACCACAGCGCCCAUCCAACCCUGGUGACAGGCCGCCUGCUGAAACGGUUAAGAAGAACAGUGUCGGUAACACUGGACUGAUUCUGGACAGCUCGACGCUGAAGAUGGCAGAUGUGGACUCAGAGGUUCCUCCUCUCCCACCGCGCUACCGUUUCAGAGACCUGCUUUUGGGGGAUCAGUCAUUUCAGAAUGACGACAGGGUUCAGGUGGAGUUCUAUGUUAAUGAGAACACGUUUAAAGAGCGAUUAAAGCUCUUCUUCAUCAAAAACCAAAGGUCAAGCCUUAGAAUACGCCUUUUCAACCUCUCGCUGAAGUUGUUAACAUGCCUCCUGUACAUCCUCCGAGUGUCACUGGAUGUCCCCACUACCCAAGUCACAUGUGCACGGAAGCACUGCUCCAAUGUCACUGAUGCUCUCUGCAGUAAAAUCUGUGCCAAUCAGACGACAGAUCCCAUCCAGAUCAACUGGGAGUUGAUAUUCUGGGUGAACAGAAAGACUCCUGUAUGGGCUAUACAGGUGACCGUGGCCUUAAUUAGCUUCCUAGAAGCAAUGCUCUUGACAUAUCUCAGUUACAAGGGAAACAUUUUUGAGCAGAUUUUCCAAAUUUCCUUCAUCCUUGAGAUGAUCAAUACAGUGCCAUUCAUAAUUACAAUCUUUUGGCCCCCAUGGAGGAACAUAUUUGUCCCAGUGUUCCUUAACUGUUGGCUUGCCAAGUCAGCGUUGGAGAACAUGAUUAAUGAUCUUCACCGUGCCAUUCAGCGCACACACUCCGCCAUGUUUAACCAGGUGCUCAUCCUCAUCUGCACGCUGCUUUGCCUGGUCUUCACAGGCGCUUGUGGAAUUCAACACCUAGAGCGAGCAGGGAAGAAUCUUUCCCUGUUUGAUUCGCUCUAUUUCUGCAUCGUCACCUUCUCCACUGUGGGCUACGGAGACGUCACACCGAAAAUCUGGCCCUCCCAGCUACUGGUGGUCAUCAUGAUCUGUGUGGCGCUUGUAGUGCUGCCAUUACAAUUUGAGGAGCUAGCUUAUUUAUGGAUGGAGAGGCAGAAAUCAGGCGGGAACUACAGCAGACAUCGAGCUCAGACUGAAAAACAUGUGGUGCUUUGUGUCAGUUCGCUCAAGAUUGACCUCCUCAUGGACUUCCUCAAUGAGUUCUAUGCGCAUCCCAGAUUGCAGGAUUACUAUGUGGUCAUCCUCUGCCCUACGGAGAUAGACAUCCAAGUGCGGCGUGUGCUACAGAUUCCUCUAUGGUCUCAGAGAGUCAUCUAUCUGCAGGGCUCUGCAUUGAAGGACCAGGAUCUCAUGAGAGCCAAGAUGGAUGAUGCAGAAGCUUGCUUUAUCCUCAGCAGCAGGAACGAAGUGGACCGCACUGCAGCUGACCACCAGACUAUCCUAAGAGCAUGGGCAGUGAAAGACUUCGCUCCAAACUGCCCUCUCUACGUCCAGAUCCUUAAACCUGAGAACAAAUUCCAUGUGAAGUUUGCUGAUCACGUAGUGUGUGAAGAGGAGUUCAAGUAUGCCAUGCUGGCUCUUAACUGUGUGUGUCCUGCCACGUCCACACUGGUUACACUUCUGGUCCACACUUCACGCGGACAAGAGGGGCAGACAUCUCCAGAACAGUGGCAGAGGACAUACGGGCGCUGCUCGGGUAAUGAAGUUUACCACAUCCGCCUUAUGGACAGCAAAUUUUUUGGAGAGUACGACGGGAAAAGUUUCACUUACGCCUCCUUUCAUGCACACAAAAAAUAUGGGGUUUGCCUAAUAGGCGUAAAGAGAGAAGAGAAUAAAAGUAUCCUGCUCAACCCCGGCCCCCGCCACAUCAUGGCCGCCACAGACACCUGCUACUACAUCAACAUCACCAAAGAGGAGAACUCCGCCUUCAUUUUUAAACAGGAGGAGAAGCACAGCAAGGGCCUGCCAGUCAGCGGUCUGUACGACGCCCCCUCUCGUCUCCCCGUUCAGAGCAUCAUAGCCAGCAUGGGCACUGUUGCCAUAGACCUGCAGCACCCUGAGCCCGCAGGUGACAGCAGCAAGUUGGCAAUACCCACGGAGAAUGGAGCUGGGAGCCGGCGACCCAGCAUCGCCCCUGUCCUGGAGCUCGCUGACUCCACCGCCAUCCUGCCCUGUGACCUCUUGAGUGACCCCUCCGAGGAUGAGACCAACCAAUCAGACGAGGAAGGAUUGCCUGCCCCAGAAUACGUCAAAGGAUAUCCUCCAAACUCACCAUACAUCGGGAGUUCACCGACACUGUGCCACCUUCUACAAGAGAAAGCUCCAUUUUGCUGUCUGCGACUAGACAAGGGUUGCCGCCAUAACAGUUUCGAAGAUGCCAAAGCAUACGGAUUCAAGAACAAGUUGAUCAUUGUCUCCGCUGAGACGGCUGGAAACGGCUUGUACAAUUUCAUCGUCCCGCUGCGCGCUUAUUACAGACCCAGGAAGGAGCUGAACCCCAUCGUGCUGCUUCUGGAUAAUCCGCCAGAUAAUCAUUUUCUGGAGGCUAUCUGCUGUUUCCCCAUGGUCUACUUUAUGGCCGGCACCAUAGACAAUUUGGAUAAUCUGCUGCAGUGUGGGAUAAUUUACGCUGAUAACCUUGUAGUGGUGGAUAAAGAAAGCACCAUGAGUGCAGAGGAGGACUACAUGGCUGAUGCUAAAACUAUUGUCAAUGUUCAGACCAUGUUUAGAUUGUUCCCAAGUCUCAGUAUUAUCACUGAGCUGACUCAUCCGUCUAAUAUGAGGUUCAUGCAGUUUCGGGCCAAAGACUGCUACUCCCUGGCUCUCUCCAAAUUAGAGAAGAUAGAGAGAGAUAAAGGAUCCAAUCUUGCGUUCAUGUUCCGCCUCCCGUUCGCUGCUGGCAGGGUGUUCAGUAUCAGCAUGCUGGAUACGCUGCUCUAUCAGUCUUUUGUUAAGGACUACAUGAUUCCUAUUGCUAGACUCCUGCUUGGUCUAGACACUACCCCGGGCUCUGGGUACCUCUGUAUGAUGAAGGUAACAGAGGAAGACCUGUGGAUCCGGACAUAUGGAAGGCUUUUUCAGAAGCUCUGUUCCUCCAGUGCUGAAAUCCCCAUCGGCUUGUACCGCACAGAAUCCCACAUGUUCUCAUCGUCAGAGUCUCAGGUGUCUGUAAACGUGGACGAGUGUGAGGACCCAAGGGACCGACGUGAGUCCUGGAAAGAGAAAACGGCCCACAGGAACUCGACAGGCAGCGACCAAUCAGAACAUCCGCUACUGAGGAAGAAGAGCAUGCAGUGGGCACGAAGGCUAAGCAGGAAGAGCACAAAGCCCACGAGCCGUGCUGAACGCAUCAACCAACAACGGCUCAACCUCUACAGACGCUCUGAGAGACAGGAGCUCUCUGAACUGGUCAAGAACCGCAUGAAGCACCUGGGUCUUCCCACUAUCGGUUACGAGGACGUAGCUAAUUUAACUGCGAGUGAUGUGAUGAACCGAGUAAAUCUAGGAUAUUUGCAAGAGGGUACCUACAUAACAGAGGGUACACAAGUGGCUCAAACAGACGAAAUGAAUGAUCAUCAGAACACGCUGUCCUACGUGCUGAUCAACCCUCCUCCAGACACAGUUCUGGAGCUCAAUGAUAUUGUGUACAUCAUCCGGUCAGACCCGUUGGCACAUGUACCCGACGAAUUGCCUGCAUGCCAGGCAGGUGCCAAGCUAAAGCAGGAAUAUGGCACAGAGACACGAGGAGAGACUCAUCUCUGAAAACCAGAGUUCAGCUUGGAGCAUGCAUGAAGAGUGCCUCCUGUCCCUGCUACACAGCCACAUCACCUGAAGCACGCUGCCCUCCAAGGCCACAGGGGUAGGGGAGGGGGGGGGGGGGUUAUCUACACCAUCACUGUCAACUUCCCCUGCUUUUAUUUUUCGAUGAAGAAGUGGAAUCUGUGUGCAUGUUGGAUUAGAAAGGCUGCUGUGCUUUCGCAAGUUUAGACAGAUUACAAGACGAGGAGAUGUCUUGUCAUGUUCUGGACCAAAUAUGCUGUUCAAGUUUUCCUCUGGACAGUGUAUGAAAUAGAGUGAGAGGAACAGAAACAGAUAAAGACUGCCAUUUAAUGAGAUUUUAAGAAGACAUUAACAAUCAGUAAAUAUAAGUGACAUUAAUGUAUAUACAUGUAGGUACAUAUCCUUUGACAUGCUCACUGAACCUUCAGUAUUUAUCAUAUAUCAUAUUAUUGUUUUGUCCUUGAAGCACAGGUAUUUUAGAUUAGAUUACCCAACCAGUGAAAUCAGACUUAUACCAUGAACCAUUUGAUCAAUACCAAAUGAAUUUAUCAUAUCAAGUAUUAUUUUUAGUAUGAAAAGCAUUUAUUGAUCCAAUUCGGGUGCUUUCUCACCACUUUGGGAAAAAAAAGAAAAGAAGUAAUUACUUUUAUAUCAAAUAUCACAAGCUCCAUGCAUCUUGGAUACCUUGUUGGGUUUUUUUUUAUUAUUAUUAUUUUUUUUUUUAUAAAUACCCUGUUUAAAGUGAGAGCCUUCUGUCAUUAUAACAGGAUAGAAAGUCACAUUUUUUCUCACUAAAAUUGCUCUCACAGAAGGGCUGCUCAUGAGAAAUUGUUUUAUUAAUUAUUUAUAAUUCAUCCUACUGAUACAGAUCAUAAUGGGUAAACAUGCUGUUUUGUAAUGCCAUAUUGCCUGAAUGUUACCAAUGAUGUAUUUUCCCUAUUUGUAUUAAUGCUGAAGAUUUAAAAUGUUAUUACAUUUUUAUCCAUAUGUUUAUUUGGAUACUAGAUUUAUUAUUCAAUGUAAUAAAAAGAAAAUCAUAACUAGAACAUUAGAAUCUGCCAGGUAUGUUGCACUAAGCUCUGCUGGUCUGAAUGGAGUAGCGUAGUAUAGCAUGACCCUUUAACCCUAAACUACGAGGAAACCAUUCAGCAGACUUAGCAUAUAAAAAGUUACUAUUUCUUGUCUGAACGCAACAGAAGUUCAUUACAAACCAUGUACUGUAUAAACAUCUGAUUUCUACAUGUUGCAUGUCAUUUUAAAGCUACAUUGGAACCGUAGAGUAGAAUAGUCGCAGAAUUCUUUUCAGGGUAAAUUUUUGAUAUGUGAAGCCAGACGUGCAAACCUCGAUCAUUUCGGUUUGACAGCCACGUCAUGAAGGGAUAUAUUUAUAAUAAAUACAUUUAUUGAUUAUGGAUGCCUUGCCUUGCAUCAGUUUAUUUUCUUUUGACCCUUCACGGUUCUAUCCAGUGAAUACUGUAGUUUUUGUAUCAACCUAUACUGUAGUGCAUACUGAAGAUCAAAUGAUAUCUGUCGAGCCAUAUUUCCCAAUCCAUCCAUCUCAGGUGACUGAGGAAAAGCUGCUGAGCUAGCAGAAGGAAGAUCGAUUCAAAGAUAUCACUGCAGCCCUCAAAAAAAGUUAGCCAUACUGAGAGAAUGGUUGUGCCAUAAUUUUUGGCCAGUUACUGUAAGUCUGUAAUCUAUUUCGAAGUUGCUUUUUUUUUUGGCGUUUGGGUGAAAGGUGGAGAAAAGUACAAGCUCGAUUUGUCCGCCUGUUUACACGCUCGUUUAAGUGUCUGAAAUGGACUCCAGGCAGAAGGAUGUCAAUGCUUUUUAUUCACUAUAUUACACAAUUAUCAUGCUCAUGACUCCCUUAAAAUGGUUUAAGGAGUGGAUUAACCUAAAGUAGACUAUAGGUUUAGUUCCUUUUCUUUUUCUUGUCAUUUCUCAUGCAUGUCCGCUUGGUCACCAAACUUCCUUUUGAAAGUUAGACAUGCUCUGUUUUUUUUUUACCCAACCACUGACCACCUUCAACUAUUUAGAUUUUAUGGUAUGUAGAGUCAUGUGAGCAUUUCAAUAAAGAUAGAAGACAAAUGGACAAUGCAUGUCCUUUUAUUGCCAAACUUACAAGAGACCUAUGUUUACAUUUGCUGGCUCCUGUUUUUUUUGUGUAGAACAGUACAUUGUAAAGGAGAACUGAUCCAUUUUGUACAAUUUCUUAUAUGAAGUCUGUGUACUUCCAACAUGUACGAAUGAUUCAAUAAAUGCUGCAUGCAGCCAGAAAUAA
Molecule: messenger RNA, 6348 nt
Organism: Clarias gariepinus (North African catfish)
Lineage: Eukaryota; Metazoa; Chordata; Actinopteri; Siluriformes; Clariidae
Gene: kcnt1b
Product: potassium sodium-activated channel subfamily T member 1b
Exons: 34
Coding region: 288-4046 (1252 amino acids)
Biological process (GO): potassium ion transport
Cellular component (GO): membrane
Molecular function (GO): intracellular sodium-activated potassium channel activity
Source: RefSeq, a predicted model, not a curated record